CGCGCGGGGCGGCUUCCGGGGUCCCGCGCGCUGCUGUCACCGCGGCCGGCGAAUUGGGGUCCGGCGGGACCUGUGCUCGGCGGGCAGAGCUCGGCUCCGGGGCCGCGGCGCCGCCGUGGAUGGGCGCGGGGGCCGGGACGGUGCCGGGAUGGCGAAGGCGAGGGUGCUGGCCCCCGAGCGCGCCCCGGGCGACCCCGCGCCUGAGCCCGAGCUCGUCAAGAAGCCGAAUCGGAAGAAAAACAGGAAGAAAAGAUUUUGGAAGAACAAAGCGCGAGAAGCAGGCAGAAAGCCGGGAAACGGCCCCGGCGUGGUCGUGGUGCGACCUCCAAAGGCACCGGAGGACUUUUCCCAAAACUGGAAGGCGCUGCAGGAGGAGUUGCUGAAACAAAAAUCACAGGCCCCGGAAGAGGCUCUUGUUCUCUCUCAGACGGAUUCCGAAAAGCAGCCCCAAGGUGUCCAACAAAACAGGAAAGUGAUCUCAGAUAAAGCAAAGAGAGAUGAGAUGGGGACAGAAAACACAGACCCCAAGGCCACGCGGGGCUCUGUGCCCUCAGGAUUUCUGAAGAACAGGAAGAUCCGGGCACAGCGCAAUGAGAAAGGAGCGAAGAAAAGGACCAAUGAUGACAUUUCCCCGAAACGAGGAGAAAUCAGACAUAAGAAGUGCAAAGCUGAGGAGGUGGCCGCCACCUUGCCUCCGGCCCCGCCCACCGAAGAAGACAUCUGGUUUGACGACGUCGACCCAGCGGACAUCGAAGCAGCCAUCGGCCCGGAGGCAGCCAGGAUAGCACGGAAGCGGCUGGAUCAGAGCGAGAGCACCAUCACGCUGGUGAAGGAGCGGGCCUUCAGUGGGUACGCGGGCCUGACUAAAGCCUUAGCCGUGGACUGUGAGAUGGUGGGCGUGGGCCCCAAGGGGGAAGAGAGCAUCGUGGCCCGCGUGUCCCUGGUGAACCAGUACGGGAAGUGUGUUUAUGACAAGUACGUGAAGCCAGCCCAGCCGGUGACUGACUACAGGACGGCGGUCAGCGGGAUCCGGCCCGACGACCUGGCGCAGGGAGAAGAAUUUGAAGUCGUUCAGAAGGAGGUGGCAGACCUGCUGAAGGGCCGGAUUCUAGUCGGACACGCGCUGCACAACGACCUGAAGGCGUUGUUUCUUGGUCACCCGAAGAAGAAGAUCAGGGACACUCAGAAGUACAAGCCUUUCCGGAGCCAAGUGAAGGCAGGGCCUACAGAGGCCCCACCCGAGCGUGGCUGUGCGCCGCCCUCUCCCCUGGCAGAGUGGACGGCCGUCUCUGAAGCUGCUUGCGGAGCGAGUCCUGGGGAUCCGGGUGCAGCAGACGGAGCACUGCUCGAUUCAAGAUGCGCAGGCAGCGAUGAGGCUGUACGUCCUGGUGAGAAAGGAGUGGGAGAGCAUCGCCCGAGACCGGCGGCCCCCGGCCUCCAGCGCCCACGGUAACGACGCCUAGCAGGAGCCCCGUCCCGUGCCGCGCUCGCGGGCAGCUGUGACCAAGCCGCCGGGCAGAUGGAGUCCCCCCCGGAGCAGUGACCCUGUGGGAAGGUUUCAGAAUCGUGGCAACAGGGGCACGCGGCGUGCUUGCUGCUGGGCAGAACGUCUCCUGUCUGGUUGUGGCGUCUGAGACUCAUCCCCGCACGUGGGACGGGAGGAGGGGCUGUCCCUGGGGAUUCCCCGGGUCCCAGGACCAGAAGCGCCUAGUUGUCCCCAGGUGUGUGGCACCUUCCUCCGAGGAGGCCCCUUUCCCUCGUUGCCUCGGCCAACGGAAAGGAAAGAACUCCGCGGCCUCGAGCCUGGACCGCGCGGCUGUGGGUAGCCCGGCAGCAGCCUCGUCGAGGGGUUUUCAGCGGUUCCUUUCUCACCCGCUGCACACAAGUUUAAACUGCAGGUCGGGGCCCACGGCCGGCGUGGGGAGCUCGGGCUGCCCAGCGCGGUGGCAACAGUUCUCCCCAGGGGUGGGCGACUCCCCGACUAGGAUGGACGUUCUGACCACGGGCGGCCCGCAGCCCUCUCCCCCCCGGCCCGGGGCGGGGGGCUUUCUGAGCACAGGAGCAGCCGGUUGCAGUGAGUGGAGCGUUUAGCAGCAGGCUAUACUGAGCCCUUGCCGUACAAAGAGUCUGAACCCACAGGGGAUGUUGUGUGACAUAAACGCAGGUUUUUACUUGAGCUGGAGCGUGUGAAGCCUCAGUGUCUGAGGGGACUGCCGUGUCCCCCUGCUGGUCCUGGGUGACACCUCUCCCUGACCCCCACCCCUAAGGAGACGCCCUGUGGCAGUGGGCGCCCUGUCAGGUACAGCCUGAGGAGGGAGAGGCAGACCUCCCCGGGCGGCUGCCUGCGACAGGUCUACUGCCCCCCGUCGGAGCUGGGCCGCGAGGCCUCUUCCAGUUUCUGAAGCACACUUUGUGCAUAAGAGACCAGCUCCUGCAAGGAGAACAGUAGGUCAGCCGUUUCCAUGGACGGUCUCUGGGCCCACGAGUAACUUCUGUUACUUAAUCUGCUUUUCUUCGAAGCGGUCUCACUGCUGCUUCUCUCCAGGGUUUACCUUGUUCAGGUCGUGGACACGGUGAUACAGGGAGAGCCUCAAAACCACACACGCGGCAGCCCCAGUCGCCUCCACACAAACCACUGCUCCGGCCCCUGGACUCUGUGCCACCCAGGUCUGGCCGAGGCAGCCCCCCAACACUCACCAGGCUGGAGGUGAAGCGCCCGUGGAUCUCCUCGACCAGGGGCUGGAUGCCGCUGGACACCAGCUCUGACAGGAUGUCCUCUGCGGGCAGAGCAGAAGAGGGUCCCGAGGCUUAGCAUGCGCCUGGCACGGAGGGUUCCUGCCCCUCCCCCAGUGGUCAUAGCCGCUAGCAGGGCGCCUCUUGAACGCUGGCUUCCAGGGACGGCGUGACGAGGGCAGGGGGUCCUCACUGUGGGAGGCGAGGUGGGCCAGCAGCAUGCAGAUGCUCUCCACCACCUCCGGGUCGUCCUGGUGGAGCUGGUACGUCUCCUGGAUGAGGGUGAGGCCGCUGCUGCCCUCCUCGGGCAUCACCACCUGCAGGGCCGCCAGCUCUGGGCGUGGGCGAGGGGGGGGUGGGUGACGGUGGUACUGAACACGUGGGGCAGCAAGGGCCUCAGCCGGCAGGGGGCGCCACGCUGUGCUGCAGCGCGGGGCCGCCAAGGCCGGGCUUUUCCUGGCUCUGCAUCUGCGGGCGUCCUCUGGUGGGGUGUGCACCCGCCUCUCUCUCCAUCCCAGCAGCCCCCAAGGCCAGUGUGCUUGUAGAGAGGGUGCUGGGGACGCUCCAGGGCACCUGCCUGCCCCGUGAGGAGGCCCGUCAGUGUGGGGUUGGGCCUGGCUCCUGGGGGGCUGGGGGCCCGUGAGAGCAGUGACCCGUGAGGUCACGUAGUUGUCAGAUCCUCCUGGAGCCCAGGGAGAAGCUGACCCUCCAGAGCGUAGACUUAGCCGUCAACAGCCAGCAGGAGGCAAAGCCGAGAUUCCCGGCUCUGGGGUGCCGCACGCUCGCUGGGUUCUGACAACCCCGCUCCUUGUUCACUGAGCCACGUGCCUUUUGCUCUCGGGGCUUCAGCACCCCACCCCGUUUGACGGCGGGAUCCCGGCGGGAGUGGGGGGUAGGCCCGGAGAUCCCGCCCGCUCUGGAGGUUCUCUCCAGGAGUGAAGGUCACCCCCACUCCCUGCUUCAGGCCGAGUAGCAGGCAGAGACCCACCAGCCUGCACACCCAGCAGGGGCCGGACCUCACAGGGGCCAAACCACCCCACACGGCGGGCAACCUCUGCCAGGCUCCAGGCCCCGAGUGUCCGUUAGGGCUCGUGGUGCCAAGUCGGGUGCAGAACCUGGGCCGGGGGCUUAGGAACAGCUGGGCUUUGCGUGGAGGCGGAGUUCAGAGCCCUGACUCGGGCUGUUUUCAGAGCCACACCUGGAGGGGAGCCUGCGCACACGCCAGGCUUGUGGGUGGCAGGCAAGGUGGUCACCGUGCAGAGUUGCAGAGAGCAGUGGGAAGUGAGGGUACAGGUCUGCGCGGUGACGUCUGGGCGAUGGGACUGUAGGUGUUUCCCCUCCCUGCUUUGAGCGUGUGCUUGCUUUUGGUUUGGGGCUGCCGGCAGGCGUUGCAGGGGGAGUCUGCCCCCGCCUCCUAGUGGCAGCCCCGGCCGUCCCCAGGCUCACCGGACAUCUUCGCGAGGCUGGCCAGCGCCUGGCAGGCAUUGUUCACCAGCAGGGCUCGGUCCUGGCACGCCCGGAUGCUUUGCAAGAUUAGGACCACCACCUCUUCCAACUGCUGCUCGCCUAUGCAGCCUGCGGGGGGCCACACGUGCCUCGUCUCGAGGGCCCAGGGCCACCUCUCCGGCCCCGGGGCCCCGGGCUGCUCACCCAGCAACGACAGCAGCCACAGGACUGCACAGCUGGCUUCAGCCAUCUCCGCAUCCGUGGGGUAGGUGGCCAGCACCUCAGCAAUGAGGGCCGGGGCUUUCUCCCAGGGGGCCUUGUUCACGAUGACAGCUGGAACAGGACGGGGUGGAGGAGGGGACGCCUACUCCUUGGUGGCGCAGAAGCUGGGGGGGAGGGGCAACCCCAGCCUGCCAGCCAGUCUGUAGGGUAGGAAUCGGCAGGGCCCCCAAGGGGAGGUCUGGGAAGCCCUGCGUGCCGGGUGUGGGCAGGCUCUCCACGGUCGGGAGCCCUCUUUUCCUUGGGGAAAAUGACCUCCCAGGUGCUGGAGGGCCAAGUGGGGCCUGGAGAGGGAGUGGCACGGCCUGGGAGCACCCCCUUUCUGAAUCAGAAGUCAGGAUGGUUUGCCCAGUGCUAAGGCCAGCUUGUGGAACCAGGGACUGCCCAGGAAAUCCCACGAUGUGCGUGAGCUGGAGGGUUCCAUGGGCCGGGCACGAGGGGGUCCGAAUAUGAACCCACCCCUCCCCAGGAUACUGGUGCAGCUUCUCCCGUCCACCCUGGCCCUUUGUCUCCCUCUCCUCCCGGCUGUCGGGUGGUUAGGGCGCAGCCCCGGGCCCGCUCACCGUCCACCAGCAGAGCCCAGAGCAGCCUCAGGCCGUUCAAGCAGGUGUCCCUGUUCCUGGGGAGGGCGUCCAGGCGCUCCAGGAUGCACUCGCACAGCCCGGCCCUCCGCAGCUCGUCUGUGGCCAGUCCUGCAGGUGGGCCCCGGCAUUAGGACCACAGAGAACACCUGGAGGAAGCCCUCCCUGGCGGCCACCCCUUCUCUGUGGUCCUAGGGCACUGCAAUCCCAUGCAUCCCACGCCAGUGGUGCCUACUUGGCCAGUUCCAUGCCCAGCAUGAGACCCAGAAACAAGGGUAUGAGCCAUCCCCUGGGCCACCGUUCCAGCACCUCCCAUCCCAUUGCUGGGCUGGGACCGGCCUCUGAGCUUUCCUUCCAAGAUGGGACCACGACUGUGUUCUCUCAGGGUGAUCACCUGGCAUUGUUUGCCAGGUGGUCCCGAUUUACAGCUGCUGUCCCAACAUGGCUACUCAUGGCAGCCCUUUGCACUUCUCGGCGCGGGGUCAAUGAAAUGUGGUAAAUUGCCUGGUGAGUGUAGGGUGGGCUGGGGGCUGCGGGGCUCCAGGUGAGGCCCCAGCUUCCCUUUGGAGAGAACGACGCCCACCCGGUUAGUGGCUGGAGAUGGGGAACAUGUGUAAAGCCCUCGGGGGUGACCCUCUCCCCACACUGUCCCCCGACUGCUCGCUGGUGGCCUCUGGAGCGGGGCCGGUGGGGCAGCAAGGGCGGGAACCCGAAACACGUCGGCGUGAAGCCCACGGGGGCGCCUGGCUGCGGCCCGUGCGUGUUGCCAGAGGGACACGUGACUGUGAACAUGGAAGCUGGGGACGGAGCAGCUGUCCCCUCGGGGCAUCCCGGCGCUGCCCGCCUGAGCCCUGCGCCCACGGGAGGGCGGCGCCCACCCUGGCUGGCGACGGUGAGCGGGCGGUGCACCGUGACCAGGGGCUGCUGCUCCUUGGGGUGGCUCCGCGCACGCUCAGCGGCACGGGGGCCAUGGUGCUGUCGCUCGGCGCCGUGGCCGCUGGGUCCUGCCCCAGUGCUGCGCAGGCCAGCAGAAGAGGCCGGGGAACCCUGAGCUGGGGCCACGGUGGGCAGACAGCGGGCGGGGGCGGGGGCGGGUCUCCGGGGAGAAGGCCGAGGUCGGGGCUCCAGUGCACCGUAAGUGCUUACUGCACGACCGAGCCAAGGACCGGAGGGCUGGGGCCCCUGCCAGGGCUGUGAGCACGUGCGGUGUAAAGCAUUACGUGGAAAUUCAGCCUAAAUAUUCAAGUGAGAAAGGCAGUGAAGUAUUUCCAGUUUAAAAAUCGGAGGCCAGGCCCUCGGGCUCUCAGCUCCAGCCUCUCCCAUCCCUCCUCAGCUGCCCUCCUGGGAGCCCACGCCUGGGACCCCAUCCCACCUGCCUGGGCUCACACCACAGGACCCCUAUGACCAGCUCCUCGUUUCAUGCCUGGAGAUCAGCCAGAAAGGGGGAGCAGCUGGUCCAGGGCCACAGAGGCAGGCCUCAGGCGGUGCCCCAGACUCCUGGCUGCGCCCUGCCUGUCAUCCUGGGGUGGGGUUGGGUGCCCAGAGGGUCAGACGCCAGGGCGAUGACUGGCGUGGGAGGGCGGGGGUAGGAGAAGCCAGCUGUGCCCGGAGCCCACCUUGGCCCCGGGUGCGGAGCAGCAGGGAGCAGGCACACGGCUGUGCGUCAAGGACCCUGUCGUGCUGCUUCACGGUGCCGGCCAACACCUCCGCCAGCUCCGCCGGCCACGGCACACCUGGCAGCGUGGGGGGCAGAGUGAGACUCGGCGUACGAGCAGGUGGCGGGAGGGAGUGUGGACCAGACCCUGAUGGGAGUCUGCAGGGCGUCACACGUGGGCCCCUGGGUGGAGAAAGUUGGGUGAAGAGGUGUUCUCGUGCACUCUUGGGAGGUGAGAAAGUUGAUGCAGCGACGGAGGGCCAUUUGCAGUAUCUAUGGAAACGUGAAGUAUUCACAGCCUGCACAUCUAGGAAUUUACCCUGCAGAAGCACACAGAACACACGCACAUGCCCCGGGGUGGGCUGUGUAACAUUGCUUAUGAUACCGGGGAGUCGGCAACCACUCAAAUAGCCAACCAGAGGGAUGGUGGCAGGGACGGGGUGGCUAUUCAGCAUCCAUGAACAGCACGUGAGGGGGGCCCCAGGAAGUGGUUCGGAUGCCGAGCCCAGCCCCCGCCCACUUGUCUGCUCACUGAAAGCGGGCGGCACAGGAGGAAGUCCGGGCUCCUGUUCCAAGCAGGUGGUAAAGCCGUGCAUGCUCAUGGGAAUGUAAACGGGCGUCAGAAAGUACCAGCCAGGGAAGCUGGAAGGGCCGGGGCACCUGGGGGAAGGUGAGAGGGUGGCGGCUCUACCUUGCUGGUCUUCAGACAUCCCCAGGAGCCUCUCCAGGGCCGUCUGCUGGUCUUCGGGGUGGCUGGAGAAGUUCUGCAUGACCUCUGUGGGGGACAGGGCAGCACGGGGAGGCGCCUUGGCUCAGGGACCCGCCUGAGGGCCGGGGCACCAGGGGCGCAUCCGUGAGCACCACUGCACAGGCCCACGUGACCCGGCGCGAGGUGGCGACCUUAUCAUCCUCACCUUCCCGGCCGAGCCACCCGUCCAAAGUCGAACCUGGAUCUGCCUGAGAGCCCGCCCAGGGGGGUGCUUCCACUCCACACCUCCCUCAGGUAACUCCCUCCAGGGUACUCGGGGCGAUGACCUUCAGCUGGACCCAGCUGUCUGCCUCCAAAGCCCAUGGCCACGAGACAGGGAGACAGCAGCUGGGCCCUCACGGGUCCCCUUCUCCAGAAAGGGAGGCAGAGGUGGCAGCCCCUUAUCACAGGCAGCCCGCGCAGGGAGCCACUGACGGGGAGGAGGGAUGGGAGGGCGGAGCCACCCCCGAACUGGAAGAUGACCUCCAGAUCCAUUCUCUGCCCAAGACCGUGGGGGUAGCCCCCAGCCUGGGGCACGCGGAGGAGUCUAUCCUGUGUGCCUUUGUGGGGUGGGGGGUGACCAGCCAGCACUGUGCCUGGAGCCUCAGGCCUGCACAUGUCACAUUGCACACGGAGCCCCUGGGCCACCUCACCUUCCUGCAGGGCCGUGCCUGCUGGUCCACGGUGGCUGCUGUGCCGGCCCCAGCGUGAGCACCAUUCUGGGCACGUAGCAACCACACAGGAGGUGCUGCUCAUUGGGGAAGACACUCCAGGCACCGGGCCGCCAUGUGCCGGGCAAGCGAGCAAAAAGCGGGGAGUCUGUGGUGGGGUGCGUGGCAGUGAGGGGCUGUUCGGUGACGUCGAGGACUGUGUAGCCGGAACAGAGGGGAAGCAGGUGGGGGCCUGGCCACAGAGAUGAACUCUGCUCUAGGUAAGCUCGGGGGUAUCUGAGCGGGGUGGUACCCUGAGCAAAGCAGUGCUUGGGAUGGACGAGGGGCAAGCCCACCGGCCAUGUGUGAGGAGCAGUCCAGGGGACUGGGGGGGGUCACUGCCCCCCAGCUAAAGACAAUGGGGUGCCAGGGCCACAGCAGCCUCUGGCGCCGCCCCCUCAGGGCCCCGUCAUCACCUAAGAUGCUGGUGACGUUGCUUUCUAGCAGCCUGUCGAUGAUGAAGUCGGGCACCACCUGCCGGUGCGGCAUCAGGGCACUGCUGGAGGACCUGAAGUCGCUGCUCACAAACAAGUGAAUCACGUCCCUGGGGAGGGGCAGAGAGCCGCCAGCUGGCCCUGCGUCCCCUCUGCGUCCAGCAGCUGCUGGGCCUCCACCUGUUUUGGGCACCCACUUGGGAGCACCUCUCCCAGCAUCACGGUGCGUCCAGCGGGCACCGCAGCAAUUCCCGCUCCAGGAGGGGCCGAGGGAGGACAGUGCUGGGCCCUGGCGCUUGCACUCGCGUGGGCCCCUUCCUCCAUAACAUAGACCCAAAAAUCACAAUU
Globicephala melas (long-finned pilot whale) is the source of this 8933-nucleotide messenger RNA. It is a transcript of the gene REXO4, whose product is annotated as REX4 homolog, 3'-5' exonuclease. Gene Ontology annotation, molecular function: nucleic acid binding; 3'-5' exonuclease activity. Gene Ontology annotation, cellular component: nucleus. The record is from RefSeq and is a predicted model, not a curated record. NCBI's taxonomy places the organism in Eukaryota, Metazoa, Chordata, Mammalia, Artiodactyla, Delphinidae. Gene Ontology annotation, biological process: DNA catabolic process; rRNA processing.